Messenger RNA from Schistosoma turkestanicum, 430 nucleotides. Lineage: Eukaryota; Metazoa; Platyhelminthes; Trematoda; Strigeidida; Schistosomatidae. The record is from the annotation of a GenBank genome assembly.
CUAACUGUUAUUUUCUUGAAAACUAAAAUCUAACUAAUCUGUCAAAAUAAUCUUCUAAGCUAUGUCAACAAAACAUUUCCUCUGGAUAACAAUCACUUUGUAUAUUUUCACUUGGCAGACAAUUGAUGCAAUUAAAACUAAAUCAAAUGAAUUUUGUUCAAAGUAUCAAAUCGAUAGAAUCCGCUAUUCUAUAGAAACUAUGGAGAAUUUAUUAAGUCAAUGUGUUGCUGAUGAAUAUGUUGGUGCGUACGCUAAACGCGGUCCUGAACCACUUUGGGUAGUAGAAACUAAAUAAAAAAUUUUUGAUGCUUGAUGAACAGAUAAUUAUUUUAAUUCAACCAAGACUAAAUUAAUUUUCAUGUGAAGCAUAUUACUGAAUAGAAUAAAAAUUAUCUUGUUUCAAAUUUAAUAACCAAAUGUUGUGUCCCGU